This is a messenger RNA of Sphaerulina musiva SO2202, 1935 nucleotides long. Its product is annotated as DNA-binding domain of Mlu1-box binding protein MBP1. The transcript is spliced from 5 exons. Bases 289 to 1509 code for a protein of 406 amino acids. The record is from RefSeq and is a predicted model, not a curated record. NCBI's taxonomy places the organism in Eukaryota, Fungi, Ascomycota, Dothideomycetes, Mycosphaerellales, Mycosphaerellaceae. Gene Ontology annotation, cellular component: nuclear membrane complex Bqt3-Bqt4. Gene Ontology annotation, biological process: mitotic telomere tethering at nuclear periphery; meiotic attachment of telomere to nuclear envelope. Gene Ontology annotation, molecular function: DNA binding.
GUCGCGCAACACAUCCGUGACGACUGGUCCCUCUUCUUCUUCUUCUUCCCCCUCCACUUCUACCAUUGUACUCGUUAUAUAAUCCCCAUUGCCUUAUUGUACUACUAGAGUGGUCGUUGCGCGACGACGUUGAGGCGACAUACCGCUCCCCGGUCGCGUGGUCCACGUGUUCAGAGAGCCGACCAUUCCCAUCUCGCCCCGAGUCGCGACAAUUGCGCGCAAAACAACCACAUCGACCGCGUGAGAUAAGAGACAGAGCGACAGAGACAUUCCAACGCGUCGGACACGAUGGCCCCAUCCAUUGAGCGUCAGCAUGCGCUCCCCGAGCAACAGAACAUGAUGCUGGCAGAGGAGCGCUCUCCACCGCAUGAGAUACUCGUGGAGCGUCGGUGCUUGGGACAGACGGAGCUCAAAGUGAAGCCGGGCCAGAUUGGCACCUCCAAUGCCACCAAGCUCGAAAACCUGGGUGUCCUCGACUAUGCGCAUCUGCGCGUACCCUUACCCAAAGACCUGACGGGCAGCGGCAUCUUCCUGCGAGGCACGAACCGCAAAUUCCCAGAGGCCUACUUUUUGAUGCGACGCGCAAGUGACGGCUUCAUCAGCGCAACGGGCAUGUAUAAGGCUGCUUUUCCCUGGGCGCAACAGGAAGAAGAGGCACUGGAGAAAGAGUACAUCAAGAGCUUGGAGGAGGCUUCUAGCGAAGAGGUCGCCGGGAACGUAUGGAUUGACCCCAAGAAAGCGCUCGACCUCGCCGAUGAAUACGGCAUCAGACAUUGGAUCAAAGCGCUCCUCGACCCGGAACCAAUCAUCCACGGAACCAGCGACCCGAAAAAGACCAUCAAGUCACCACCACCUUUCCACAUGACUGAAACCACGAAUGGCGCAAAGACGCCGGGCGGAGGCCGACGCACAACACGAGGUGCGCGCAGCAUGAGAUCCGAGUCACCAUCCAAGGCCAAAGCGACUCCGCGCAAGAUCGCCACUCCUAGAAGGCCACGACGAACCCGCGGCACAACUGCUGAGCCCGAAGAACCCGUCGUCGUGGCGCCAGUGGAGCCCGUGAACGGAACAACCGCAUCGCCAAAGACCACCGUGAACGGAACAACCGCACCGCCAAAGGACACUGUGCGACUCGAAGUGGAGACGACCACAGGCGCCAAUGGCGAGGAAGAUGUGAAGCUCAAGGUGGAAAUGCCUUCCAACCACCCGAACCUGGACAUUCCAGAUAAUACAGACGAGAUGCUCGAAAAGGCGAGACAGAUGGUUGCAGAGGCAAGAAAGAUUGAUGGCACGAUCACGCGCGAGAAAGGCAAACGGAAGAUUGAAGAGGUAGUCGAGAAGGAAGAUGAGAUCGAAGCCGAGGCAGCGUCGCGAGCAGCCGCCCGAGCGAGACCAGUGGAAGUGGAGCUCCGCAAAGAGAAGAUUAGGAGGAGAGCGCUGACCGGAAUCGCAGCCACAUUGGCAGUUAGUGCGCUUAUACCCAGCAUCAUCGCUGCUUUCCCUUGGUAAACCUCGCGACAAUGCGCCGCAUAGCUUAUCGAGAAAAAAUCCGGAAUCUACUUGUUUUCGUCCAAGAUACCACUUGCUUUGUAACGGGAGGAACGGGAGUUUUGUUCUGCAGUGUUCGCAUGCUUUUGACUUUCGACAGACUGCGCGCGCGGGAGAGAAGGGGAGAGACAGGGGAGAAUCAGGAGGAGAGAGAGAGAGACAGAGGGCGAGAGAGAGAGAGCGAGAAAGCAAGAGAGAAGAGAGAGAGAGAGAAAGAGAGGAAAGAGCACCAAUGAAAAGAUGUCAGAUCAGAUCAGAUCACUUCCGAUCAAAUCCAAACACAAUUCUUGAAACCGAAAAAGAGAACAACAAAAAGAAAAAAAAACCAAAUCUCAAGGAAUACCUACCCAUAAAUAGGUAGGUAGGUUACUUACCCACACAGACGAC